AAUUUUUUUUGGAUAUCAGUUUGAAUCUUUUUGAUAUCGAAAUCAAAAUAUUUUUUGUUACAUAUGACAAAUAAAACUUUAGUUUUGUCGAAUAUUUUUAUCGGAUUUCAGAAAAACCAAAUUUAAUCCAAAAUAUUAAACAAAAUGGGCACUGGAUACCAAAUGCUUAGAAGAAUGCUCAACUUAACAUGUCAUGUUUUAAUUGGAAUUCAUUUAUAUAUGCUUUGUUGGUACAGUAUAGACUCGUCAGCAAAGGGUUGGUAUAAAGCACACACCGUUCUGUGCGGCGCUGCGAUUGCUUUUUGCUGUGCUGAAGGUUUAUUAAUGUUCUGUCCUGCAAAUUAUACAAGAAUACUGUCUGAGAGAUCCCAUAGAAUACUGCACAUAAUAUGGUUUCUAGUUGCUUCUAUUAUGCUUUUAGUUGGUGUAAUUUUACCAUUUACUGAAGACGCAAAACUGAAAGGAGCACAUGCUUUCUUAGGUUUGACAUGCCUGAUUUUGAUCAUUAUUUCAACCAUAGUAGGAUUGAUGAUGUUGGCGUCCUCAUUUCGCGAUAGAAAGUCAAUAAGAUUGGUACAUAGUAUCAUUGGAAUAAUCGGCUAUAUUUUAGGCAUUAUAACAUUAUGCCACAUAUAUAUAAAAUUAUGCGAUGGUCAUAUAAAAUUAUCAAAUAUUUGUGGCCAUGAUUGGCAAAUGGUAGUAAUGCUUGUUGCGAUCGGUGUUAUUUCUUUAAUUGCACCUGUGGAAAUUUUAAUUGGACGUGGUGGUGACUUCGACUGAAUUUCCCUCUACUGACUUAAUUCAUUUGAACAUAAUUGUUUAGUAUUUUGGAUUGACAGUGUACAAUAAAAACUGAGUGUUGAUGUACCAUAUAACCUCUCAAGUGAUGUUUAA
Molecule: messenger RNA, 894 nt
Organism: Chrysoperla carnea
Lineage: Eukaryota; Metazoa; Arthropoda; Insecta; Neuroptera; Chrysopidae
Exons: 4
Coding region: 145-780 (211 amino acids)
Molecular function (GO): transmembrane monodehydroascorbate reductase activity
Source: RefSeq, a predicted model, not a curated record